This is a messenger RNA of Symbiodinium sp. CCMP2592, 1359 nucleotides long. NCBI's taxonomy places the organism in Eukaryota, Dinophyceae, Suessiales, Symbiodiniaceae. The record is from the annotation of a GenBank genome assembly.
AUGACGGCCUACUAUGAUGUCAUUGUGAUCGGUGGCGGCAGUGGCGGAAGCGCCUUCUCCAAGCGUGCCGCAGGCUAUGGUGCGAAGGUCGUUCUGAUCGAGCGCGGGCCGUCCUGGAACGAGCAAGGCCAGCGGACGGGUGCUGGUCCGGGAGGGACCUGCGUGAACGUGGGAUGCGUGCCGAAGAAGCUCAUGUUCAUGGCUGCCGCUCACCGCGAGAUGAUGGUGGGAGAGGCCGCCACUGCCAAGGGCUACGGCUUCGCAGUGCCGGAGGGCGCUGGGAAGGUUCAGUGGGAGGCGCUUCAGCAGCGUCGUGACGAAUAUGUGAAGAAGCUGAACAAGAACUACACGGCAGGCUGGCAGAAGGAAGGUGUCGAGAUUAUCGAAGGUACAGCUCAGUUCGUUGACUCGAGCACCGUGGAGGUGCAGCGCAAAGACGGCAGCAAGACAACACUUCGUGGAAAGAAGAUCCUCAUAGCGUGCGGUGGCAUCCCAGAUGCUCCGCCUAUCCCAGGCAUCGAGCAUGCGAUUAACAGUGACGGCUUCUUCGAGCUCAAGAAGCAACCCAAGAAGGUUGCAGUCAUUGGGGCCGGCUACAUUGCAGUGGAGAUGGCUGGGAUACUCCAUGCGUUGGGAUCAGAGACGCACCUGUACUUCCGUGGUGACACAGUGCUACGUCGUGGCUUCGAUCCCUUCAUAGUGAAGCUCUUGAUGGAGGCCUUGGAGCAUCAUGGCCCCGUGUUGCACGGAAACAGCCAGCCUUCUCGCAUCACCAAGCAAAGCAACGGGCUGCUCACCUACUCUGCAAUCGAGGGCUCGAAUGCUCAGCAGAAGGAUUACACCGACUUUGACUGUAUACUUCUCGCCAUUGGACGAAAGCCUGUGACAGAUCAACUGGGCUUGCAGAAGUGCGGCGUACUGACAAAUAAGUCAGGUCAUGUCGUGGUGGAUGCUUUCGAGAAUACGAAUGUACCAGGAAUCUACGCCAUCGGAGAUGCUACGAGCACCGGCUUCGAGCUGACGCCGGUGGCAAUUGCCGCGGGCCGGCGCUUGGCAGAUCGCCUCUUCCUGGGAGAAGGUCGCGCACGGAUAGCCUAUGAGCAGAUCGCGACGGUCGUCUUCAGCCACCCCCCCAUCGGCUGCAUCGGGCUGACAGAGCCGCAGGCGAAAGCCGAAUUUGGCGAGGCCAACGUCGAGGUCAAGCAAUCCAGCUUCGCGAGCAUGCUGUAUGCAUUCAACGACGACGGCAAGAAGGUCAAGACCGGUCUCAAACUCGUUCUGAAGAUGCCGGAAGAACGCGUGGUUGGUCUGCACUGCAUUGGCCCUUACUCCGAUGCUUGGAGCGCACUCGGUGUCUGA